GUGAGGUCACACACAGUGAGUUUCCUGCAGAUGAGGCAGAAUAAACGAUGCUGGAUUUAAUGUGUUUCAUUAAAGAACAAAGAGGCAAAUAUUCCUCUAGAUAAAGAAUAAAGAGUCAAACAUCCGGCGGGUGAACAGAAACAUCAUUAUCAAUGCUAGCGGACUCAGCGGGUCGGUGUCGCGGCAGGAAGCGCUCGGCAGCAGCAGCAGCAGUGGGCGGACCUGACUCUGGUGGGCGGGGCCGCAGCAGCGCACCUGCAGCACAGACGAGAAGGAAAGCCGCAGAGACUGGAGAAGACGACGAUCAGUCAGAGAAGAAGUUCAGGAAGUGUGAGAAAUCUGGAUGUCCAGCGACGUAUCCCGUGUGUUUCGCCAGCGCGUCUGAGAGGUGUGCGAGAAACGGAUACACGUCUCGCUGGUAUCACCUGUCGUGUGGAGAGCACUUCUGUAACGAGUGUUUUGACCAUUACUACAGAAGUCAUAAAGACGGAUAUGAGACGUUCUCCUCGUGGAAGAGGGUUUGGACCAGCAAUGGGAAGAGUGAACCCAGCCUCAAAGCGUUCAUGGCCGACCAGCAGCUGCCCUACUGGGUUCAGUGCACUAAAGCAGACUGUAGAAAAUGGCGUCAGCUGAGUAAAGAGACGCAGCUGACGGCCGCGCUGGCGUCAUCGUACCGCUGCGGGAUGAAGCUCAACAGUGUCAAAAUCGAAGGAUGUGAUGCGUGUUCUCAGCCGGAGGAUGUGCGUGUGCUCGGUGUGGCGGACAGCUGGUGGCACUCCAUGCUCAUCCUGCCGCCGCUGUUUAAGGACAGUCCCGCCAGUCCGUUCCUCAGCGCUUACUACCCCGACUGCGUGGGCAUGAGCCCGUCUGCUGCGCCUGGCAACCAGCGUCCGGAGCAACGGCGGGCAGCGCCGCCUCACAUUCCCGGACUCUCGUCGUAUUUCCAGCCCUUCUAUCAGCCGAACGAGUGUGGGAAAGCCUUGUGCGUGAGACCCGACAUGAUGGAGCUGGAUGAAUUGUACGAGUUCCCAGAAUUCUCCAGAGAUCCCACGAUGUAUCUGGCGCUGAGGAACCUUGUGCUGGCGGCCUGGCACCGAGACUGUAAGGAGGUUCUGACGCCGCAGAAAUGUGCUCCUCACGUGAUCGUCCGCGGCCUGGUGCGCAUCCGCUGCGUGCAGGAGCUGGAGCGAGUCCUGUACUUCAUGACCCGGAAGGGCCUGAUCAACACGGGAGCGCUGCAGAUCAAAUGGCCGCUGCUGCCCGAGUCACAGCACAACAAGGUGCUGGUCAUCGGAGCCGGUGCUGCGGGUCUCGCUGCUGCUCGCCAGCUCCAGAACUUCGGCAUGCAGGUGGUGGUUCUGGAGGCCAGGGAGCGAAUCGGAGGCAGAGUUUGGGAUGAUGCGUCGUUGGGCAUAACGGUCGGGCGUGGAGCUCAGAUUGUGAACGGCUGCGUGAACAACCCCAUCGCUCUGAUGUGUGAACAGUUGGGUCUGCGGAUGCACAAGUUGGGUGUGCGCUGUGAGCUGAUCCAGGAGGGCGGACGCGUCACUGAUCCGGCUCUGGACAAGCGCAUGGACUUCCACUUUAAUGCUGUUCUGGACGCUGUAUCCGACUGGAGGAAAGACAAGUCCCAGUCCCAGGAUGCACCACUGGGCGAGAAGAUUCAGGAAGUGUACAAGACGUUCCUGCAGGAGUCUGGACUUCACUUCACUGAGCUGGAGGAGAAAGUGCUGCACUUCCACCUCAGUAACCUGGAGUACGCCUGCGGGAGCACACUGGACCAGGUGUCGGCGCGCUCGUGGGAUCAUAACGAGUGUUUCGCUCAGUUCUCCGGCGAUCACACGCUCUUCACUGACGGAUACUCGUCUGUCCUGCACAAUCUGGCUCAGGGACUGGACAUCCGGCUCAAUACCGCGGUCCAGCAUGUGGAAUAUUCUGGAGACGCAGUGAAGGUCACGUCCACCUGUGGCUCACACUGGAGCGCACAGAAGGUUCUGGUGACGGUGCCGCUGGCUCUGCUGCAGAAGAGCGUCAUCUCCUUCACUCCUCCUCUGCCCGAGCGGAAGCUCAAAGCCAUCCACAGUCUGGGAGCUGGAGUGAUCGAGAAGGUCGCCCUGCAGUUUCCCACACGCUUUUGGGACAGUAAAAUCCAGGGAGCAGAUUAUUUCGGCCACGUCCCGCCCUGUCCGGAGAAGAGAGGCCUGUUCAGUGUGUUCUACGAUAUGCGUCCGCAGGGUGAGGAGUGUGUACUGAUGACGGUGAUCACGGGCGAAGCUCUUGUGCUGGUCAGAGACCUUCAGGACACACAGGUGGUCAAUCUGUGUAUGAGCGUCCUCAGAGAACUCUUCCAGGAGCAGGACGUUCCGGAUCCGGUGAAGUACUUCGUGACUCACUGGAGCAAAGACUCGUGGUCUCAGAUGUCCUACAGCUUCGUGAAGACGGGCGGCAGCGGCGAGGCCUAUGACAUCAUCGCCGAAGACGUGCAAGGAAAGCUGUUCUUCGCUGGCGAGGCCACAAACAGACACUUUCCUCAGACCGUGACGGGCGCGUAUCUGAGCGGAGUGCGUGAGGCCAGCAAGAUCGCAGCGCUGUAGAACCGCCUCACCGUCCAGAACCCUCCAGAACCGCCUCACCCUCUAGAACCCUCCAGAACCGCUUCACCCUCCAGAACCGUUUCACCCUCCAGAACCGCCUCACCCUCUAGAACCCUCCAGAACCGCCUCACCCUCCAGAACCGCUUCACCCUCCAGAACCGUUUCACCCUCCAGAACCCUCCAGAACCGCCUCACCCCCUAGAACCCUCCAGAACCCUCCAGAACCACCUCACCCUCCAGAACCGUUUCACCCUCCAGAACCGCCUCACCCUCUAGAACUCUCCAGAACCCUCCAGAACUGUUUCACCCUCCAGAACCCUCCAGAACCGCCUCACCCCCUAGAACCCUCCAGAACCCUCCAGAACUGUUUCACCCUCCAGAACCCUCCAGAACCGCCUCACCCUCUAGAAUUCUCCAGAACCGCCUCACCCUCCAGCACCAUCUUGCUCUCCAGAACCACCUCACCCUCUAGAACCGCCUCACUCUCCAGAACCAUCUCACUCUCCAGAACCGCCUCACCCUCUAGAACCGUCUCGCCCUCCAGAACCGUUUCGCCCUCCAGAACCAUCUCGCUCUCCAGAACCGCCUCGCCUUCAGAACCGCCUCGCCCUCCAGAACCGCCUCGCCCUCCAGAAUCGCCUCGCCCUCCAGAACCGUCUCACCCUGCUGCAGCCCUGAAAGUCUGUGAUCAUUACAAGGUGGCCUGAAGACACACACACACACACACACACACACACACACUGUUUCCAAUGAUGUCAGAUACACAAGUCUGUCUUUCUGCAGGUGUUUUAUUAGCUGUAUUUAUGAACUUUCUUUUCACCUCUGACGGUUUUGAAGUUGUUAAACAUCACAGUUCGACACCUUGUUAUGAGCUGUAGUUUGUUUCGCUUCACAGCUGAAAUGAUAUUGUGUUGAUGUGAUUCUCUGAAUUCUGGGUUUUGUAUGUUUAUGUAAAGAGAUGCACAUGAAGCUUUAUUCUGUAAAUUUCAUUUUGUCAGACACCUGUUCAAAUUAAUUAUAGAAAUAUUUUGUUUAAUUACACUUGUUUUGAAUUACA
Messenger RNA from Megalobrama amblycephala (Wuchang bream), 3651 nucleotides. Its product is annotated as lysine-specific histone demethylase 1B. Gene Ontology annotation, molecular function: protein binding; zinc ion binding; oxidoreductase activity. The record is from RefSeq and is a predicted model, not a curated record. The transcript has 21 exons. NCBI's taxonomy places the organism in Eukaryota, Metazoa, Chordata, Actinopteri, Cypriniformes, Xenocyprididae. The coding region runs from base 153 to 2594 and encodes 813 amino acids.